GUUAGCAGGGGUUGUGACAUUAAUGGUCCAAAAAGGUUUAAGCACCGGGAGGGAACGAUGACAGCACUUAACCGGUGGCAGUUCGGAGGAUUCCGCUGGAUCUCUGUUAAUAAUUAGGCUUCGCCUCGGAGGAAGAUGUGACAGCUGUCGGAGGUCCUUCCAUCGUCCCGCUGCAGCGAGCAGAGCCAACACUGGGCAACCCUCUAAAAUGUUUAUUUGGACCAGUGGCCGGGGAUCUACAUCUUACAGACAUGAUGAGAAAAGAAAUAUUUACCAAAAAAUCAGGGAUCACGACCUACUGGACAAAAGGAAAACAGUCACAGCCCUGAAAGCUGGAGAAGACCGGGCCAUACUCCUCGGGCUGGCCAUGAUGGUGUGCUCUAUCAUGAUGUACUUCCUGCUGGGAAUCACGCUGCUACGCUCCUACAUGCAAAGUGUCUGGACAGAAGAGACUCAGUGCUCGCUCCUCAAUGCAUCCAUCACAGAAACCUUUAACUGCUCGUUUAACUGCGGCCCAGAGUGCUGGAAAAUCUCUCAGUACCCCUGCCUGCAGGUGUAUGUUAAUCUCACCUCUUCUGGCCAGAAGCUUCUACUUUACCACACCGAGGAAACAAUGAAAAUUAAUUCUGAGUGUUCGUACAUCCCCAAGUGCGGGAAGAAUUAUGAAGAAUCCAUGUCCCUGGUGAACGUGGUGAUGGAAAACUUCAGGAAGUACCAACGCUUCUCCUGCUUCUAUGACCCCGAGGGCGUUCAGAAGAAUGUGAUCUUAACCAAACUGUACAGCUCCAACGUGCUGUUCCACUCCCUGUUCUGGCCCACCUGCAUGAUGAUCGGUGGGGUCGCCAUCGUCGCCAUGGUAAAGCUGACUCAAUACCUUUCCCUGCUCUGCGAGAGAAUCCAAAGGAUCAGCAGAUAGGAAAGGAGACUUCUCUGAGAUU
This is a messenger RNA of Poecile atricapillus (Black-capped chickadee), 938 nucleotides long. RefSeq names its product calcium-activated potassium channel subunit beta-2. The coding region runs from base 209 to 916 and encodes 235 amino acids. The transcript is spliced from 5 exons. Gene Ontology annotation, biological process: potassium ion transport; detection of calcium ion. The record is from RefSeq and is a predicted model, not a curated record. NCBI's taxonomy places the organism in Eukaryota, Metazoa, Chordata, Aves, Passeriformes, Paridae. Gene Ontology annotation, cellular component: membrane; voltage-gated potassium channel complex. Gene Ontology annotation, molecular function: potassium channel regulator activity; calcium-activated potassium channel activity.